AUGUGGCUUCUUGAGAGUGACGGCGAUAUUUUUGGAGCCGGGUGCUUUGUGAUCCAGGAAAAGACCAUCUCGCGAAAGCACCUGACGAUUGAGGUCGGCCCCGUCACCGAGGGCGAUGGUACCAACCUUCAAAGUCGAUCAACGGUUACGAUCGAGGACCUUAAGACAAAGAUAGGAACUUUGGUCAACGGGAAACAGAUCAAGGGCGAGAGGUUCGAUCUCAUCAAGGACGCAAAUGAGAUCAAGCUCGGCCACUAUCGAGAGACCUUCCGGAUAAAGUGGCAGCCGGUGGUUCUCAGCUUCUCUUUUAGCAAAAGGGAGCUGGAAACAGACCCUUGGACCAUCAUCCGCCAGAAAUUAGAGCCCGUCGAUGUCAAGUACAUUGCAGAAUAUGACCAUUUAAACACGACACAUGUUGUCAGCAAAAGGCGCAAUACGGCCAAGGUGCUACAGGCGCUCAUCAAUGGCAAACACAUCGUCGUUGAGGGCUUCAUGGAGGCCAUCAUCGAUGCAACCACACCUGCGGCCGGCGAUGCAGACGGUGCUCAGCUCAGUGCGUUGGAAAAGGACUUCGACGCAAACUGGCCCGAAGCUAUGCAGUACAUACCGCCCAAGGCUGAUGCUCCCGGCGCUGACCGACCGGAUGAACUCUUUGCGCCCGACGAGAGACGACGAGACAUUUUCGAGGGGUAUACGUUUAUCUUCUACGAGAAAACGCGCUUCGAAGAGCUGCACCCUGUCAUUACAAGUGGCAAGGGAAAGGCUCUUCUGAGUGAAGUUGCACCGGGCCAAACGACCACCGACGACUUCAUACGUUACGUCAAAGGCAUCGCCGGGGAGAAAGGCCUUGGGGAAUUUGAGGAUGGCAGUGAAGGCAAGGGAGUUGUAGUAGUGCGCUAUGCGCCUCCUCCCAAUCACGAGCAAGAAGAGUGGUAUCUGAACUUUUAUAAUCAAGUCGCCCUGCGGCUGGAUCAUCGCCCGGUCGAGCCGAGAGACUUCCUCCCUGCCAUACUUGAUGUCGAGCCAGGCCAGUUGAGAAGGCCCUUGGAGUUCGAUUCUACCCAGCCGGGGCCAGUUGUGCAAAUCUCAAAUCAAGAUGUCAGCAGCGACAGCAACGGAUUGUCGGUGGACAUUAAUGUAGCCCAGGAGAGAGAGCUCAAUGAGGAGUCGCCACCUCGCGCACCCAAAACCCGCAGGCGAGAGCGCCGUGCUCCCAAGAGUAGAUUCAAGGGCUUUGACACUGGAAUAGACGAGGACGAAGAGGAGCCUGCUCCUGUGUCGCGAGUUGGCGCUGCUGCAGAAGCCUCCCAAGGAAUGUUCAUGACUCAGCCAGAGGAAGCAUCGGCUGUCGCGCCCCCAUCACAGCACAAACGGCCAUUCCCAGAACCCGAUCGCGACAUCAUGGAAGACGUCGCGCCCACGGCUGCAGCCAUCAAGCGCCGCCGGCUCGAGAAUGGCGAAGUACAUACGCCGCCGAGGGACCAAACGCCGCCACCUGCUCAAGGGAAGAUUCCUGAACUUCAAACUCUACAACAGAGAGGGAGUGGCCAGGGCGGCGGCAAAGCAACGGCAGGCAGUAAAAGGGGCAAGAAAGCUGCCGCGCAAGACGAGGACAUUCUCGAUCUUGCGAUCCAGUUUCGAGAGGAGGAGGAAGCCACCGCGCAGGCGGAGCGCGAACGCCUCGCGCGCGAGUUGCGGGAUGGUGAUAUUGACUACGAGGCGAUACGACGGCUGACGCUUGUGGAACCCAUGAACAUCCGACGACCGCAGGACCAACGCACAAGGGAUCAAGAUAUCCAGGAGGGGCGGUGGGAUCCACGGUGGAACGGGAGAAAGAAUUUCAAAAAGUUUCGCAAGCAGGGCGAGCCUGCCGGAAGACCGCAGCAGAGGGUGAUAAUGUCGCUCGAGCCAGUCCGGAUGAAAGAGCAUGGCAUUGGAAACAAGUAUUGGCUGGAGGACGGAGGCAUGCAGAGCCGCAGGGGCAAGGGAACGAGCCAGCCGACGAACGACCAAGGUGAGGCUGCGCCCACACAGACGCUGGGGCGCAGCCAGCCGAAAGCAACUAGGGCAAAGGAAAGGGACAGCUACGCCAUUGGGAGUGAUGACAGCGAGAACAAUGAUGUUGACGCUGGCAACGACAACAGCUCGCUUCCCGACGUCAUGGACAUCGAGGUCAGCCGUGAACUUGCGAGAAGCAGGAAGGGCAAAGCAGCUACGAGGCAGAGCCAGGCGGCAGCACGCAACACGCUGAACCAGACGCAAGCCCUGCCGUCGAGGUCGGAGAAACGGAGUGCUGUGGAAGCGCCUGCGGUGGAGAAGCCGGCCAAGAGAAGGGCGGUGCGCUCAUCGAGGGCAAUGGCGGAAGAGAGCGACGGAGAGGAUGAUGAUGAAAGCGACGAUGGGCUGAACUUUCGAUUUGGCAGGCGCAAGUGA
Diaporthe amygdali is the source of this 2433-nucleotide messenger RNA. RefSeq names its product dna damage response protein. Gene Ontology annotation, cellular component: Mre11 complex. The coding region runs from base 1 to 2433 and encodes 810 amino acids. The record is from RefSeq and is a predicted model, not a curated record. Gene Ontology annotation, molecular function: protein binding; damaged DNA binding. NCBI's taxonomy places the organism in Eukaryota, Fungi, Ascomycota, Sordariomycetes, Diaporthales, Diaporthaceae. The transcript is spliced from 5 exons. Gene Ontology annotation, biological process: double-strand break repair via homologous recombination; mitotic G2 DNA damage checkpoint signaling.